GCCCCGCCCCUGGCGCGGCGAAGGACAAGGUGACGGCGCGGCGCCCGCCUUCAGCCUCUGCUGCAGCGGCUCCAUCUUGCGAGGUCGCCAUGUUCUCGUCUAUCGCGCCGCUCGCGCGGCACAACCCGUUCUACGCGCCGCACUUCCAGCUGGUGCAGGACGGCGUGAGGAAGCGUCCGGCGGACCCCGCGGAGGCCCCCACCACGCGGCGGGCCCUGGCGGCCGCGUCCGCCGAUUCAGAAUACAGUUGUGAAUAUGGCUCGCUCAAGUUUUAUGCUCUCUGUGGCGUUGGYGGGGUCCUAAGUUGUGGCCUGACACACACUGGUGUCGUACCUCUGGAUCUAGUGAAAUGUCGUAUGCAGGUUGAUCCACAAAAAUAUAAGAGUAUCUUCAAUGGAUUUUCAGUGACACUCAAAGAAGAUGGUGUUCGUGGCUUGGCUAAGGGAUGGGCUCCAACCUUCAUUGGCUAUUCCAUGCAAGGGCUUUGUAAAUUUGGUUUCUAUGAAGUUUUCAAAAUCCUGUAUGGCAACAUGCUGGGAGAGGAGAACGCCUAUUUGUGGCGUACUUCGCUGUAUUUAGCCGCAUCUGCCAGUGCAGAGUUUUUUGCUGACAUUGCUCUGGCUCCAAUGGAAGCUGCUAAAGUUCGUAUUCAGACACAGCCUGGAUAUGCGAACACUCUACGGCAGGCUUUACCUAAAAUGUUUGCAGAAGAAGGCAUCUGGGCUUUCUAUAAAGGUGUUGCUCCACUAUGGAUGAGACAGAUCCCAUACACAAUGAUGAAAUUUGCCUGCUUUGAACGUACUGUUGAAGCUCUUUACAAGUACGUUGUUCCCAAGCCACGAAGUGAAUGUACAAAAGGAGAGCAGCUGGUAGUUACGUUUGUUGCAGGCUAUAUUGCUGGUGUGUUCUGUGCAAUUGUUUCCCAUCCUGCUGACUCUGUGGUGUCUGUGUUGAACAAAGAAAGGGGCAGCUCAGCUUCACAAGUUCUUGUGAGGCUUGGAUUCAAAGGUGUAUGGAAAGGUCUGUUUGCCCGUAUCAUCAUGAUUGGUACCCUGACUGCACUACAGUGGUUCAUCUAUGAUUCUGUCAAGGUUUAUUUCAGACUUCCUCGCCCACCUCCACCUGAAAUGCCAGAAUCUCUGAAGAAGAAGCUUGGUCUAACUGAAUAGACAACUCAUGGACUGACUGCUGGCUGUCCCAGUGAUGAGUUUCAUGAAACUUUUAUAUAUUUGACUAUGUAGAAAACAAACUCUAUACCAUGUCAUUAUUGGUUGUGCCCUCAUCUCACAUGAGGGUUUAAAUUCUACCACUGUCAUUGCCUGAAAUAAAUGAGAAACGGAGUG
Malurus melanocephalus (red-backed fairy wren) is the source of this 1343-nucleotide messenger RNA. RefSeq names its product solute carrier family 25 member 3 (gene SLC25A3). The transcript has 8 exons. The record is from RefSeq and is a predicted model, not a curated record. Lineage: Eukaryota; Metazoa; Chordata; Aves; Passeriformes; Maluridae. Gene Ontology annotation, molecular function: phosphate transmembrane transporter activity. Gene Ontology annotation, cellular component: mitochondrial inner membrane. Bases 90 to 1169 code for a protein of 359 amino acids. Gene Ontology annotation, biological process: mitochondrial phosphate ion transmembrane transport.